AUGGAUCAUGACUGGCACGGGAGCAGAAGAAGUGGUCACGGUGUGAGGAUGGUAUCCUCACAUGGUAAACGCUGUGAGGAUGAAGACGAAUCCGUCUACAUUGGUGUUCCGGUGUCACAGGGCAACAGGAGGAAGCGCAGGCGUCACCGGCACACAUCACGUCAUUCACACGACCGGGACAGUCGUGACAGACGGCACAGUCGUCACGAGCACACGGAUCGAGAGGAAGCAUGUGAGCCUGAUGAAGAGCGGGAUUCAAAUGAGCUGCUCACAGACAUCAACUCCGUCAUGUCCCCCGCUGCAGAGAGACUGCGUCACAUUCUCAGAGAGGACGAUGAACCCACACCCACUCUAUUCACUGAGAUGGACACACUGCAGCAUGAGGGAGGAGAGAUGGAGUGGAAAGAGUCGGCCCGGUGGGUGAAGUUUGAGGAGAAGGUUGAGGAGGGUGGAGAGAGAUGGAGUAAACCUCACGUGUCCACGCUGUCUCUGCACAGUCUGUUUGAACUGCGCACGUGUCUGCAGACCGGCUGCGUUCUGCUGGACCUCGAGGGAUAUUCACUUCCACAGAUCGUGGAUGACAUUGUAGAUAAGCAGGUGCAGGAGGGUCUUAUAGCUCCAGAGAUCCGUGAGAAGAUCAGUUUCGUUCUCCUGCGGAAGCACCGUCACCAGACCAAGAAGCCUAUCCAUCGCUCGCUGGCAGACAUCGGCAAAUCCAGUCCUCCCAACCCCAGUCCUCGCUCUACUUCAGGUUUUCAUCGCUCCACUGAGGACCUGCGUUCUCGACAGAGCGGAGGUCUCAGUAAACUGCAUCCAUCUCAGUGCCGCAGUAUGAAUGAUAUUUCCGUCACGCCCAGCUCUGAUCAGCUGAAAAACAAGUUCAUGAAGAAGAUCCCGAGAGAUGCAGAGGCGUCCAACGUUCUCAUCGGAGAGGUGGAUUUUUUGGACAAACCCUUUGUUGCAUUCGUCCGUCUGGCUCAAGCCGCUACACUCGGAGGUCUCACUGAAGUCCCCGUACCAACCAGGUUUCUGUUUGUUCUGCUGGGACCGAAUGGCAAAACCAAAUCCUACAAUGAGAUUGGCCGUGCCAUGGCUACUCUUAUGGUUGAUGAUCUCUUCAGUGACGUUGCUUAUAAAGCCAGAGACCGGGAGGAUCUGAUCGCAGGUAUCGAUGAGUUUUUAGAUGAGGUGAUCGUUCUUCCUCCAGGAGAAUGGGACCCAAAGAUUCGCAUUGAGCCUCCCAAAAAACUACCUUCAGCAGAAAUGAGGAAGUCGGUUUUCUCUCUGAAUGAACUCGGACAGCCCAAUGGAAAUGCAGGAGGAGGUCCGGCAUCCGCUGAAGAUGAGGAGAUGCCUGCUCCUCAUGAACUCGGAGAGGAGCUGGCGUUCACCGGCCGAUUCUGUGGUGGACUUUGGCUGGACAUCAAGAGAAAGAUGCCCUGGUUACUCAGUGACAUCUAUGAGGGUAUUCACAUUCAGUCCAUCUCCGCUGUGCUCUUCAUCUAUCUGGGCUGCAUCACUAACGCCAUCACCUUUGGAGGACUUCUGGGAGACGCUACAGAUAACUACCAGGGUGUGAUGGAGAGUUUUUUGGGCACAGCCCUGGCUGGUGCUGUCUUCUGUUUGUUUGGUGGUCAGCCCCUCAUCAUUCUCAGCUCUACAGGACCAAUAUUGAUCUUUGAGAAACUGCUCUAUGAAUUCAGCAAAAACAAUGACAUUGACUACAUGGAGCUCCGGCUGUGGAUCGGUCUCCACUCAUGUCUUCAGUGUCUGAUUCUGGUGGCCACAGACGCCAGUUACAUCAUCAAAUACAUGACCCGCUUCACUGAGGAGGGCUUCUCCAGUCUCAUCUCCUUCAUCUUCAUCUCUGAUGCCAUCAAGAAAAUGACAUCAACCUUCAACUAUUACCCCAUCGAUCGAGACUUUAAACCCGAUUACAUCACCACAUACAGAUGUGACUGCUUGCCACCUGAUCAAGUCUCAUCGUUGGCUCACAAUGAUUCUUCUGGAUUAGGCAUAUACAACUUCACCGAUUACCCAAUGUUUAACAUCUCGGCUGUGGACUGGAGUCAGCUGAAUAAGAAAGACUGCGUGAGGUUUGGAGGGUCUCUGGUGGGCAAGUCCUGUAAAUAUGUUCCUGAUCUGGCGCUAUUGUCUUUCUUCUUGUUCUUUGGCACUUACUCCAUGACCGUCUCUCUCAAGAAGUUCAAAGCCAGCCGAUAUUUUCCUACAAAGUGUCGUGCACUGAUAGGAGAUUUUGCCAUUGUAAUAUCCAUCCUGGUCUUCUGUUCUCUGGAUUAUGUGAUGUCAUUGGAGACGCCAAAACUGCAUGUGCCCACCCAGAUUAAGCUUCGAAAACUCAUCAGUGAUUUUGCAAUCUUCACCUCAAUCAUGACAUUUGUUGGUAUCGAUAUGCUUAUGGGCCUUAAAACCCCUAAACUGAUUGUCCCAACUGAAUUUAAGCCCACCCGACCAGAUCGUGGUUGGAUCGUCUUGCCUUUAGGAAAGAACCCGUGGUGGAUUUGUCUUGCCAGCUUUGUGCCUGCGAUGCUGGUCACCAUCCUGAUCUUCAUGGAUCAGCAGAUCACUGCCGUCAUUGUCAACCGUAAAGAAAACAAACUAAAGAAAGGUUGCGGUUAUCAUCUGGAUCUGUUCUGGGUGGGUAUCCUGAUGGCCGUUUGCUCGUUCCUGGGUUUGCCGUGGUACGUCGCGGCCACCGUCAUCUCCAUCGCACACAUUGACUCUCUAAAGAUGGAGAGCGAGUCCAGCGCUCCCGGAGAGCAGCCACAGUUUCUCGGUGUGAGGGAGCAGAGACUUACGGGCACAUUAGUGUUUGUCCUGACUGGAGUCUCAGUGUUUCUUGCACCAAUACUGCAGUACAUCCCCAUGCCUGUUUUGUAUGGGGUGUUUCUCUACAUGGGUGUCGCAUCUCUCCAUGGCAUUCAGUUCUGGGAAAGGAUAAAGCUUUACCUGAUGCCGGCCAAACACCAGCCAGAUUUUGCGUUCCUGCGUCACGUCCCCCUGCGUCGUGUACAUCUCUUCACGCUGGUGCAGGUCACCUGUCUUGCCGUCCUCUGGAUCCUCAAGUCCACUAUGGCUGCCAUCAUUUUCCCCGUCAUGAUUCUCGGUUUGAUGGUGGUACGGAAGCUGUUGGAUCUUGUCUUCUCUCAGCACAAUCUGGCCUGGCUGGAUGACAUCCUGCCUGACAAAGACAAGAAGAAGAAAGAGGACGAGAAGAAAAAGAAAGAGAAGAAGAAAGCGAAGGCGGAUGAACAGAACAGUGAUGAAGAGUCAAAGAAACCCAGAGAAAUCCCACCCUCAGUGAAGAUUCCUGUGGAUCUCAUGAAUCCAAACCCUCCCAACUCAGAUCCCUCAGUGUCUGACUGUGAGUAA
Messenger RNA from Triplophysa dalaica, 3393 nucleotides. It is a transcript of the gene slc4a5b, whose product is annotated as solute carrier family 4 member 5b. Gene Ontology annotation, cellular component: plasma membrane. The record is from RefSeq and is a predicted model, not a curated record. Gene Ontology annotation, molecular function: sodium:bicarbonate symporter activity; monoatomic anion transmembrane transporter activity; solute:inorganic anion antiporter activity. The transcript is spliced from 25 exons. Bases 1 to 3393 code for a protein of 1130 amino acids. Lineage: Eukaryota; Metazoa; Chordata; Actinopteri; Cypriniformes; Nemacheilidae. Gene Ontology annotation, biological process: regulation of intracellular pH; monoatomic anion transport; transmembrane transport.